This is a messenger RNA of Rhinocladiella mackenziei CBS 650.93, 1827 nucleotides long. RefSeq lists its product as uncharacterized. Gene Ontology annotation, molecular function: beta-N-acetylhexosaminidase activity. NCBI's taxonomy places the organism in Eukaryota, Fungi, Ascomycota, Eurotiomycetes, Chaetothyriales, Herpotrichiellaceae. The transcript has a single exon. Gene Ontology annotation, biological process: glycosaminoglycan metabolic process; carbohydrate metabolic process. Gene Ontology annotation, cellular component: membrane. The coding region runs from base 1 to 1827 and encodes 608 amino acids. The record is from RefSeq and is a predicted model, not a curated record.
AUGCUUCCCCGUCGACUUCUUCGGUUCGUUGCUGUUGCGGCCAGCAUUUCGACAGGCUUUGGGGAUGCGGUCAAGGUCAAUCCUCUUCCAGCUCCCCAGUCAAUGACAUGGGGCUCUUCGGGACCUAAACCGGUGGCAGGCCACUUGGUACUGAAUACUCUACACAAUCAAAUCGUCGAUGAUGGCUGGACUCGUGCUUGGAACACCAUCGGCGCCUUGAAAUGGAUUCCCACUGCCACUGAAGCGCCUAUUCCCACCUUCGAGCCCUUUCCCACGGCGCCGGCAUCCUCGAGAGUGAAAAGAUCCAAUCCCCGUCUCAUGCAGAUCGACCUCACUGUCGAAGACCCAGAGGCCAAUUUACAGCAAGGUGUCGACGAGUCCUACACCAUUGACAUAACACAAUACUCGCCGUCGGUGAACGUGACUGCCAAAACUGUAUGGGGUGCCCUCCAUGCUUUCACGACUCUGCAACAAUUAAUCAUCUCCGAUGGCAAUGGAGGCCUCAUGAUCGAACAGCCGGUCUCAAUCGUUGACUUCCCCAACUAUCCUUACCGAGGAGCAUUAAUUGAUUCGGGACGAAACUUCAUCAGCAUUCCAAAAAUCUACGAGCAGAUCGAUGGGAUGGCCCUCUCGAAAAUGAAUGUGCUGCAUUGGCAUAUUGUUGACGCACAGUCCUGGCCUCUCCAGAUGCAGGUGUAUCCGCAAAUGACGCAAGAUGCGUAUUCCGCUCAAAGCAUCUACUCACAGGACGAUAUUCGCGAGAUCAUUGCGUACGCGCGAGCUCGAGGAGUCCGCAUCAUUCCCGAGAUUGAUAUGCCAGGCCAUGCAUCGUCUGGUUGGGCCGCGGUCGAUCCCAGCAUCAUCGCGUGCGCCAACUCUUGGUGGUCAAACGAUGUCUGGACGUACCACACGGCGGUGGAGCCCAACCCGGGCCAACUGGAUAUCCUCAAUAACAAGACUUAUGAAGUCAUUUUCAACGUCUUCAGUGAGCUUUCGAGCCUCUUCUCGGACAAUAUCUUCCAUGUCGGAGCAGACGAGGUUCAUUCAAAUUGUUAUAAUUUUAGUUCGCUUGUCCGGGAAUGGUUUGCUGUCAACUCAUCGAGAACGUUUGAUGACCUUUUGCAAGUGUGGGUCGAUAACGCUGUUCCAAUCUUCUCAUCCGUGGGAAAUAAGACGCUGAUGAUGUGGGAGGACGUCUUACUCUCGGUUCCGCACGCCCACACUUUGCCGCAAAAUAUCAUCCUUCAGUCGUGGAACAACGGUAUAGACAAUAUCAAAAAUCUAACCUCCCGCGGUUACGACGUGGUGGUAUCGUCUGCCGAUUUUUUCUACCUCGACUGUGGUUCCGGUGGCUGGGUGACGAACGAUCCUCGAUACAAUGAGAUGUCGAAUCCCAAUGCCUCAGUCCCCACCUUCAAUUACGGAGGAAAUGGAGGCUCGUGGUGUGCUCCAUACAAAACGUGGCAACGAAUCUACGACUACGACUUCACUCUCAACCUUACGAAGGCUGAAAACGCUCACGUGCUUGGGACCGAGGUGCCACUUUGGUCUGAACAAGUGGAUGACACCGUCAUAUCCUCCAAAUUGUGGCCCAGGGCUGCGGCUAUGGCUGAGCUCGCGUGGUCUGGAAACAGAGACCCAGUAACGGGGAUCAAGCGGACGACCCAAAUGACGCAGCGGAUUCUGAACUUCCGCGAGUAUCUGGUUGCAAAUGGUGUGCAAGCAGCACCUCUAGUUCCCAAAUAUUGCCUUCAGCAUCCCCAUGCAUGCGACCUGUAUUACAAUCAGACUGCCUUGGCCUCCUAUACGGAUAAUAACUUGGCCUAA